ACUUUAUGUAUCCAUUUCGACCUAGACAGCAGCUCACCUAUGGUGAAAAUUCAGCUUUAUCUAAACGUACUCGAGUCACUGCCUGGUUGAAAAUUGUAUGUUACCACCGAAUACGGGUACUGAAGCAGUUUUUCUGAAACCACAUGCACCAUUCAGACUGGCUGCCUUCAACGUUCGCACACUUAUGCAGGUCGGACAACAGAUAGGGCUGGCUAUGUCUUUGGAAAUUCCUAAUAUCGACGUUUGUUGUCUAUCCGAGACCCGUAUUCAAGACUCUGGUGAAGUACUACAAGUUCGCUCCCCAUCUGUCGCCUCAAAAAGCUUGUUUUACAUGCGUUUAUCCGGGGGCCCUGUGGCAUCUUCGUCUGGUCUUGCUGGCGUUGGUGUCGCACUAAGCGCAAGAGCUGAGGCAGCACUAGUCGACUGGAUCCCCAUUAACAGUCGGUUAUGUGCUGUUAGAUUAGAAAGUUCCAUCAAAGUGAGAAGAAAUCGGCGUGAGAAACGAUGUCUUUUCGUCAUCUCCGCCUAUGCCCCGACAGAUUGCAGCCCGGAUGCAACCAAGGAUGAACCCUACCACCAGUUAUCUGUUCUUCUUCAGAAAGUGCGUCCGACAGAUAUUGUUGUACUAGCCGGAGACUUGAAUGCUCAGGUCGGGCGUCUAGGCACAGAAGAGAGUCGUUUAGGUGGCCGAUGAGGACUCGUUGGUCGCAGGACAGAUAACGGGGGACGUCUACUGCAACUAUGCACAGACCACAACCUGUUUCUGGCUAGCACUAACUUUCGGCACAGUCAUCGCCGAUGUGCCACCUGGCGUCCCCCUUCUGCAUCUCAAGCCUGGACUCAGAUUGAUCACAUUGCGAUCAGCUACCGCUGGCGUGGUUGUGUACAAGACUGCCGCUCCUUUUGGAGUACCUAUAUGGAAUCUGAUCAUGCUCUGGUCUGCGCCAAUCUCCCCUUACUUUUCAGUGGACAACGAAGUGACCGCCACCAAAUGAUUGAUGUUAGCAAGCUGGCUGCAACUUCUGUUGCUAGUAUGUACCGAACCGAGCUAGCUUCUAGGCUAGCUACCACUCCACCGAAAAGUAUAGAUGAGCAUUGGUUGCAAUUGCAUGACGCCAUGAAAAUGGCGGGUACAGUCUGUUGUGGGUUCGCGAAACGUCCCGCUUACGAGCACUGGGUUUCUUCUGGUUCCUUACAACUGAUUGAAGCCCGUCGGUCUACUCCGGGUGACCGUGAGUUUGACCACAGACGAAGGAUGUUACGUAACGAAAUCGGGCAAAGCUUGCGUAAGGACCGUGAAGCCUGGUGGUCGGAGCGUGUUAAUGAGCUGGAAGCAGCAGCUGCAUCUGGUAAUUACCGGAAGCUCUUCCAACUCAUCCGAGCCACUGGCAGCAAGAAGUUUGGUGUGAGCGAAACAAUCUGCGAGGAUGACGGAACGCCAAUCACUAACAUCCAUCGACGUCUUGUACGAUGGGCAGAAUUCUUUGAAGGGCAGUUCAACUGGCCUGCUGCUCCGGCAACAUCGGUCAGACUGUUCUGCCCUCCAUGGCCGGUGACGACUGAUCCACCAAAUGAGGCGGAAGUCCGCAAGGAACUCCAACUCUUGAAACGUUACAAAUCACCGGGCCCAGACGACUUACCUCCGGCUCUUUUUAAAAAUGGUGGUGACUUUCUGACUAAGGGACUGACGACGUUGUUUACAAAGAUCUGGGAACUAGAGAGUGUGCCAACAUCAUGGAAUGAGUCGAUAGUUGUCCCUAUCUUUAAAAAGGGUUCACGUUGUUCCUGUAACAACUAUCGGGGGAUAAGUUUACUUCCGAUUGCGUCCAAGCUAUUGGCUUCCGUCAUACUUCGUAGGUUGUUUAAAACCCGAGAAGGAUUGACUCGCGAGGAGCAGGCUGGGUUUCGUUCUGGUCGAGGAUGUAUUGAUCAUAUCUUCACCCUCCGCCAAGUGUUAGAACACCGCCAUACUUAUCAAAGGCCAACAAUCGUAGUGUUUCUUGAUAUCAGGGCUGCCUUCGAUUCGUUGGACAGGACUGUUCUCUAGAAUUGUCUAUUGAAGAAGGGUGUGCCUGAGAAGCUUUCUCAGACACUAAAAGCCCUAUAUACAAACACCUCAAACAGAAUGAGGGCAUACAACCACCUUCCUCCAUUAUUCCAUUCGAGCAGUGGGGUUAGGCAGGGUUGCCCAAUCUCACCAUUCCUCUUCAACUUUGCCAUCGAUGACAUUUUGAGAACAGCUCUGAUGGAUGUAAGUAAUGGUGGUGUGGAUCUGUUGCCUGGAGAAGGACUUCUCAACCUUGAAUAUGCGGAUGAUAUUGUCUUACUGUGCGAGAAUGCCCAAGCCAUGCAAUCCGCACUUAAUCAGUUGGCAAUCAAUGUCCGUAGGUAUGGUAUGUGCUUUGCACCCUCGAAGUACAAAGUACUUCUACAAGACUGGCAGGAUUCUAAUCCUGUACUCACUCUGGAUGGUGAGCAGAUAGAAGUGGUCGAGAAGUUCGUGUAUCUAGGUAGCUGCAUAAGUGCUGGUGGUGGCGAGAGUGAUGAGAUCAAUGCACGUUUAGUGAAAGCUAGAGCGGCUUAUGCCAAUCUGGGCCACCUUUGGC
Messenger RNA from Schistosoma spindalis, 2606 nucleotides. Lineage: Eukaryota; Metazoa; Platyhelminthes; Trematoda; Strigeidida; Schistosomatidae. The record is from the annotation of a GenBank genome assembly.